AUGACAAAAACAGUAUCAACCAGUAAAAAACCCCGUAAACAGCAUUCGCCUGAAUUUCGCAGUGAAGCCCUGAAGCUUGCUGAACGCAUCGGUGUUACUGCCGCAGCCCGUGAACUCAGCCUGUAUGAAUCACAACUCUACAACUGGCGCAGUAAACAGCAAAAUCAGCAGACGUCUUCUGAACGUGAACUGGAGAUGUCUACCGAGAUUGCACGUCUCAAACGCCAGCUGGCAGAACGGGAUGAAGAGCUGGCUAUCCUCCAAAAGGCCGCGACAUACUUCGCGAAGCGCCUGAAAUGA
This is a messenger RNA of Plasmopara halstedii, 300 nucleotides long. RefSeq names its product transposase family protein. Lineage: Eukaryota; Oomycota; Peronosporomycetes; Peronosporales; Peronosporaceae. Gene Ontology annotation, biological process: DNA transposition. Bases 1 to 300 code for a protein of 99 amino acids. The transcript has a single exon. Gene Ontology annotation, molecular function: DNA binding; transposase activity. The record is from RefSeq and is a predicted model, not a curated record.